Molecule: messenger RNA, 1422 nt
Organism: Acanthoscelides obtectus
Lineage: Eukaryota; Metazoa; Arthropoda; Insecta; Coleoptera; Chrysomelidae
Source: the annotation of a GenBank genome assembly
AUGAUUAUUGAAGAAAAAAUACAAUUUAGGAAACAUUUUCGCGCCAUAAUUUAUUACAACUUCCAGAGACAAUUAUCGCAACAAGAAUGCCUUGCUGAGUUACUGUCGUCGACAAUUUCCCGUUGGCAUGGAGAAUUCAAACGUGGACGGGUGAGUCUUAGCGACGAUCCCUGGGAGGGUGCACCAAAAACGGCAGUCACCCAGGAAAACGUGGAUGCUGUGCGCAAACUCAUCAUUGAAGAUAGAGAUGUGACAUAUCGCGGGAAUGAGGCGUCCUUGAAGAUCUCAAAGACCUCAAUUCAAAAAAUUUUACAUGAAGAAUUAGGAGUAAGAAAAUUAGUUUCUCGUUGGAUACCUCACCUGUUGACUGAAGAGCAGAAAGCAGCCAGGGUUAAUUGGUGUCAAAAAACGCGUGACCAUUUCAAUUCCGGAAACUCAAAAAAUUCGGCUGAUUGGGUGUUCCAAGGUGAAGAAAAGCCAACAAAAGUCAUCCGUUCUCGAAGUGUUUCAAAAAAGAUGGUCGCGACAUUUGUGUCAAAAGCGGGUCAUAUUGCAACACUUCCUCUUAAUGAGCAAAGAACUCCAAAAAUCAUCACCGAGCUUCGAAAAAUCAACCCCGAAAGAAGAAUCAUCCUCCACCAAGACAAUGCAAGCUCGCACACAGCCCAAAAAACAAGGCAGUAUUUAACGGAAGAAAACGUGGAAUUAUUGGACCAUCCUCCAUAUAGUCCCGAUUUAAGUCCUAACAAUUUCUUUACUUUCCCGAAAAUUACAAACAGACUGCGUGAAGAAGCAGUUGACGCAUUCAAAAAUGCCGUUUUGGAUCUGCCAGCAAACGAGUGGAAUAAGUGCUUCGAAAAUUGGUUCGAGCGCAUGCAGAUCUGUAUUAAACAUUUUCGCGCUAUAAUUUAUUACAACAUUCAGAGACAAUUAUCGCAACAAGAAUGCCUUGCAGAGUUACUGUCUUCGACAAUUUCCCGUUGGUAUGGAGAAUUCAAACGUGGACGGGUGAGUGUUAGCGACGAUUCAGGGUGGAUGCACCAAAAUCGGCAGUCAUCAUUGAUGGAUAGACAUGUGACAGAUCGCGAGAUUGAGGUGUCCUUGAAGAUCUCAAUUCAAAAAAUUGUACAUGAAGAAUUAGGAGUAAGAAAAUUAGUUUCUCGUUGGAUACCCCACCUGACGGAAGAAAACGUGGAAUUAUUGGACCAUCCUCCAUAUAGUCCUAACGAUUUAUUUACUUUCCCGAAAAUUAAAAACAGACUGCGUGGUCAAAAGUUCCAGUCACCAGAAGAAGCAGUUGACGCAUUCAAAAAUGCCGUUUUGGAUCUGCCAGCAAACAAGUGGAAUAAGUGCUUCAAAAAUUGGUUCGAGCGCAUGCAGAUGUGUAUUAAUCUUCGAGGAGAAUACUUCGAAAAACAAUAA